AUGGAAAAAAGUGAAUUCCAUGUGAAGGAAACCGUGUUUCUUGGGUAUCUGAUUUCGGAGAACGAGGUCAGGAUGGAACUAAGCAAGGUGGAAGCCGUACAGAACUGGCCUGUUCCCAGGAACGCGACCGAUGUACGCGGAUUCCUAGGAUUCACCAACUUCUACCGCAUGUUCAUACGCGAUUACGGAAAGAUCGCCAGGCCGUUGUACGAGCUCACCAAGAAAGAGGCUGUCUUCACAUGGGGAAGGGAAGAACAGGAGGCUUUCAAAGCCAUCUGCGAUGCAGUUACAGCAGAUCCUGUGUUAAAGCUUCCUAACCCACGUAAGCAAUUUGAAGUUGAGACCGAUGCGUCAGAUUACGCCAUCGGAGGACAAUUGGGACAACGCGACGACCAAGGGAAAUUGCAUCCUCUAGCGUUCUUAAAGAAACUAGAAGGACCCCGACGUAACUACCCAAUUCACGACAAGGAACUUCUAGCUAUUAUCGAAGCAUUCCAGGAGUGGAUACCGUAUCUCAGCGGUACUACAAAGGAAGUGCUAGUCUACACCGACCAUAAGAACCUUAGGUACUUUACGACUACGAAAGUACUUAAUGGACGGCAAACGCGAUGGGCAGAAUUCUUGUCGGAGUUCAACUUUCAAAUCAACUACAAGAAAGGAUCAGAGAAUGCCCGAGCGGGCGCGUUGAGUCGCAGGGCAGACUAUGUGAAAGAUGCAGCAGAAGCCUCUGCACCUUUGUUUCAGGAACAGCCAGACGGAACGCUUACGCACCCUCUACGAGAAUGGGUAGAAUGUUGCGCCAUCUACAGGGCUAAGAACCAAGCCCCCAGUCGACAGGCUACUAUUGCCACGCCCGAAGACAGGCAGCGAUGGGAGGACAGCCCGGACGAAGGAGUCACCCUUCAGAACGAUAAGCUAUGGUACCACGAUAAGGCCUAUGUAUGGCCGGAGCAGCAAGAAGCUCUCAUCCAGGAUAUCCACGCAUCCAAAAUUGGAGGACAUAUGGGUAUCACGAAAACCAUAGCACGGAUACGGCAACACUACGGCUUUCCCAGGAUGAAAGACGAAGUGGCUCGAACAUUGCAGGCCUGCGAGCAAUGCAGCAGAACCAGGGUUGCAAGACACAAACCAUACGGAUUUCUCAAACCUCUGGAAGUCGCAGAACGGCCGUGGAGCUCGGUAACGAUGGACUUUAUUACCAAGCUACCGCUAUCUAUCGACACUGCCACAGGAGUCACCACGUUCUUCGGCCUCCCACUCCUCCAACUCUGUCGCGGCAACUCGCGCUACGUCGCAGGCACGCACCGACAACUCCUCCUGACGACGCUAAACCUCAGCAAGACGAAGGAUACGAUCUUGCGCCGUUUGAAGGAACGGGAGAACUUGGUCUUGCACCUCUUUCAAGAGUUCGGCGUGCUCCCGCUUUAA
Molecule: messenger RNA, 1428 nt
Organism: Sordaria macrospora k-hell
Lineage: Eukaryota; Fungi; Ascomycota; Sordariomycetes; Sordariales; Sordariaceae
Source: RefSeq, a predicted model, not a curated record